AACAAACACAAAAACUCGGUUUUGUAUAAAAUGUGAAUUACAUAAAAAAUAUAUUGCCACCAGAGAUAUCUUUCCUCACUUCCUUAUCCACUAUUGAACUCCAUGCACGAUGGAUCACUUUUACUGGACUUCCAACGCUCAUGCGCAUUAGCUCUGAAUCUUGGCUUAGAUUUUGACAUGUAUUUCCAUCAUUCAACUUUUAACUUUGUGGAAUGAAUAAAGUUAAAAAAAAAACUGUGGAAUGGAGUUUGUUCUCCCUUGUGAACUGUGAUGCAUUGUAUUGUCCCCUCUUAUCUCUAAUCUUGUUCCACCACAUGUGUACUUUUAUUAAGAGAAUCUACUUGCUUGCUUCUUGUUUCUGUUGCUUCGGUUUCGUUUACAAAACCUUCCAGUAAACCAAGAAAAGCGACUAAUCGGAUUAAAGUAAUGUCUAUUCUUGGUUCUGGUUAGAUCUUUGUUACUUGUCCAAAUUCUAACAAUAGUAAAAAGUAUUAGUAUGUUAUUUCUUAUUGUACUUUUCUCUCGACAAAUGGUAUCACUUUGAUUCAGAUCUGCAAAAAUAAAGUACUGACUUAAUAUAUUACGUGUAGUUUAUACUUUAGGAUAAACCAAUUAUGCUUGCUAAAAAUAAUCAUCCAGUCACGCGUGUCGUUAAUGGUACAAAGUAUGUUCGUCGUGAUCAAAAAAAUAAAAGUUAAAGAUUCUGCCUAUACGUAUGCUAUUUUGUUCAUUAAUCAAACUCAAAAAGUGUUUUAGUAAACAAAAAACACUAUUCUCUUUGUAAAUUUUGCAGGAAAAGCUGUGCAAUAAAGGACAACAUGUGUGUUCCCGAAAAGUUACAAAAUUUAAUUUAAAAUCCCAAAACUUUCACAUUCUCACAUAUUAGCCCCACUUAGCUCCCUUUCUUCUUCUACUCUUCUUCAUCUCAAUAGCUCACUCACUUCCCUCACAUAUCUCUCUCUGUUUCGCCAUUAACGAACUUUCAAAAACGCUAAAAUUCAAACUAACUUCUGUUCGGUUUUAAUAUCAGAAAUGAGAGAGCUUGAGCGGUUGAAGACGAGCAUUAACCUUCAUCAAUGGCCACCCAUUGGAGCUCCGAUGAAUCUCCGGCGAGAAGAGCCGUGGAAAUCUCGAUUCGACGACUCAGUCAACGCCGUCUCGUUCGGUUUCGUCGCAACGGCUAUUCUCAUCUCAAUGUUCCUCGUCAUGGCUAUCUUCGAGAGACUGAUCCGGACCACCACCACUACUACUACUACUACUACUAACCAAGAUUCAUCUUCUGGUCGGGUCCUUUCGGGUAUGGAUUCUCGGGUCGGGUUCAACGGCGCAGCAUCUAAGCUCGGUUAUCAAUCUCCAAAGAUGACUGUUUACACAAACGGUGUAUCGGUAUUGAUGCCAGGAGAUGAUAUCCCUACUUUCAUCGCGCAUCCAGCGCCCGUGCCAUGUCCUCAACGCAUCAUCUCACAGUCUCAGCAUCAACAUAGCUCAUCGAGUGAUUCUUCCAACUCAAACUCCAUUCAAGAAUGUUGAAAGACUGUUUAUUUGAUCUCGUAUCGCCACCACCAUUGGCUUUAUUAAAACAUUUCAAGCCACCAACCACAUUGAGCUGAGUUGAGUUUGGCAUCUGAUGUUUUUUUUUCUCCUGAUGAUUCCGCUACAUUUAUUGGGUUCGGGAGUUAUUUAUGCGUAUUUUAUGUACAUAGCAUUAGGAUUGAAACUGGUUUCUCCUUGGUUUAAUUAAGCAUAUAUAUUCAAGAUUUGACACUA
Messenger RNA from Brassica rapa (field mustard), 1767 nucleotides. RefSeq lists its product as uncharacterized. The record is from RefSeq and is a predicted model, not a curated record. Lineage: Eukaryota; Viridiplantae; Streptophyta; Magnoliopsida; Brassicales; Brassicaceae.